CCCAAUUACCCUUCAAAGUUUGAGGCAUUUCAAUUGUCUGCCUUCUCUCAAUUUCAUCGAUCGACCCUUAAAACCCUAGCUGAGUAAUAAUCUGUACUCAAUUGAUCAAUCAAUAAUCAAUAAUGGCGGAGCACUUGGCCUCCAUAUUCGGAACGGAAAAGGACCGGGUUAAUUGCCCAUUUUAUUUUAAGAUCGGCGCAUGCCGCCAUGGCGACCGCUGCUCCCGCCUCCACAACCGCCCUACUAUCUCGCCGACGCUGGUCCUCGCCAAUAUGUACCACCGUCCAGACAUGAUAACCCCCGGCGUCGAUCCCCAGGGUCAGCCCAUCGACCCCAAAAAGAUCCAGGAGCAUUUUGAGGAUUUUUAUGAGGAUAUAUUUGAGGAGCUUAGCAAGUUCGGCGAGAUCGAAACCCUCAAUGUUUGUGAUAACCUCGCUGAUCAUAUGAUUGGGAAUGUUUACGUUCAGUUCAAGGAGGAGGAUCAGGCUGCUGCUGCUCUCCAGGCUUUGCAGGGGAGGUUUUACUCGGGUAGGCCCAUUAUUGUGGAUUUUUCUCCGGUUACUGAUUUUCGUGAGGCUACGUGCAGGCAGUAUGAGGAGGAUAAUUGUAACCGUGGUGGCUAUUGUAAUUUUAUGCAUGUGAAAAUGAUUGGGAGGGAGCUUAGGAGGAAGCUGUUUGGGAGUCACCACCGCAGAUUCAGGAGAAGUAGAAGCCGCAGUAGGAGUUUGAGUCCCCCACACUACCACAGGCGAGAGAGGGAGAGGGACCAUGAUCCGCGUGAUCAUCGCAGAGGGGAUUAUCGGGGUGGUGGUGGUGGGAGGAGGAGUGGUAGUGACAGACAUGGGAGGUACGAGGGAGAGAGGAGGAGGCAUGGGGUGAGUCCUGCUCCAAGGAGGAGCAGGAGUCCAGUGAGAGAAGGAAGUGAGGAGCGUAGAGCUAGGAUUGAGCAGUGGAACCGCGAGAAGGAGGAGAAAGAAUAGUUAUGCAGUUGCUUCGGUUGCUCCGUUUGCUCCGUUGUCCAUCCUUCAACUUCAGAUGAGGGUGUAAAUGGAGCUGGCUAGUUAUGCAGUUUUUGUACUUCUGGUGAUUGUUCUAGUUAUAUAAUUUUUAUGCUUAUAAAAAACUUCAUAAUGUUGUUUUCCUUUCACGAGAUUAUGAUGGUUAAUUUGGAAGAUAAAAGCCAAUGUCUUUCUUUUUGUAUUUUUCCUCUUAAAUCUUGUAAUUGAAGACUGGUGCUGAUGUUUAUAGUUCUUUUUACAAGGGCUUAACAUGCUUCAUUGUGUUAUCGUAAUGCUUAUAUAUUUGCUCCUGUUGUUCUUUGA
Messenger RNA from Olea europaea var. sylvestris, 1322 nucleotides. Its product is annotated as splicing factor U2af small subunit B-like. Lineage: Eukaryota; Viridiplantae; Streptophyta; Magnoliopsida; Lamiales; Oleaceae. Gene Ontology annotation, cellular component: spliceosomal complex; U2AF complex. Bases 123 to 980 code for a protein of 285 amino acids. The record is from RefSeq and is a predicted model, not a curated record. Gene Ontology annotation, biological process: mRNA splicing, via spliceosome. The transcript has a single exon. Gene Ontology annotation, molecular function: metal ion binding; pre-mRNA 3'-splice site binding.